AUGCCUGAAGAGGUACCAGGCCCAGAAUUGCCGCAACUGCACAAAGCAAAAUCGUCCAACUCACGACGAACACGACGGGGCUCUUUAGAUCUCCACCGCAACUAUUCAUUACAUCAUUUCGAUGACCAUUCAGUCUACCACAACCACGAGGAGACUUCAGAUGAUGACUCUACCGAGAUCGACGUCGAACGAGCGCCAAAAGAGCUAAGGAAGGAGAGAUCGCGGCGGUCUAUCAAAGACCCCAAUCUCGUGUCCUGGGACGGUCCUGAUGAUCCAGAAAACCCAAAGAACUGGACUAUGGGGAACAAAUGGGGGGCUACUGUCAUCGUGUCGUGCUUCACAUUCAUCUCCCCAGUCGCCUCUUCUAUGGUCGCACCUGCAAUCGGCACCAUGAUGCGCGAUCUCAAUGUCACAGACCAGGUCAUCGGCCAACUCAUGCUCUCCAUCUUUGUGUUGGCCUAUGCAGUUGGUCCGCUCAUCCUCGGCCCUCUCUCCGAAAUGUACGGCCGUGUCCCGGUACUUCAACUCGCCAACAUGUUCUUUCUUUGCUGGAAUCUUGGCUGCGGAUUUGCACAGACAUCCGGCCAGAUGCUUGCAUUCCGCUUCAUGAGCGGUCUUGGAGGCAGCGCCCCCCUUGCCAUCGGUGGAGGCCUGCUCUCCGACGUCUUCACAGCCGACCAGCGUGGUCGUGCAAUCGGCAUCUAUUCUCUCGCACCACUAUUAGGCCCAGCAAUCGGGCCCAUCGCCGGAGGCUUCAUCACGCAAAACACCACAUGGCGCUGGGUAUUCUGGGCCACCACCAUGGCCUGCGCCGUCAUCCAGCUCUUCGGCCUCGUCUUCCUCCGCGAAACCUACGCCCCCAUCCUCCUCGCCCGCAAAGCCGCCCGCCUCCGCAAGGAAACCGGCAACCAGGCCCUCCACACCGAAUACGACAGCGACCUCAAAUUCACAAAGAAGCUCUCCACCGCCCUCGUUCGCCCCUCCCGCCUCCUGGGCACCCAGCCCAUCGUCCAGGUCCUCGCCCUCUACAUGGCCUUCCUCUACGGCAUCAUGUACCUCGUCCUCUCCACCUUCCCCACCCUCUGGGAGCAGCGCUACCACGAAUCCAUCGGCAUCGGCGGCCUCAACUACAUCUCCCUCGGCCUCGGCUUCACCCUCGGCACCCAGGUCUCCGCCCCCCUCAACGACGCCCUCUACCGCCGCCUCAAGCGCAAGAACAACGGCGUAGGCCGCCCCGAGUUCCGCACCCCGAUCAUGGUCCCCGGCAGCAUCCUCGUCCCCAUCGGCCUCUUCUGGUACGGCUGGAGCGCACAGGCCCGCACCCACUGGAUCAUGCCUAACAUCGGUGCUGCCGUCUUCGCCGCCGGCACAAUCAUCUGCUUUCAGGGCAUUCAGACGUAUAUCGUUGAUAGCUACACGCGCUAUGCUGCCAGUGCGGUGGGCGCCGCGACGGUGCUGCGCUCGCUGGCUGGGUUUGGGUUUCCCCUGUUUGCGCCUGCGAUGUAUGCUGCCUUGGAUUAUGGGUGGGGGAAUAGUGUGCUUGCGUUUGUGGGCAUUGCGAUUGGGAUUCCGGCGCCGUUUAUGCUCUGGACUUUUGGCGAGAGGCUGCGGAAGCGGAGUCAGUUUGCGGCUGGUGGUGGGUAGGCUGGGUCUUGUGAUGCUCGGCAGUGAUUUGGACGUGUGGUAGUUGGUUUGGAUGGCGUAGUUUGAUGAUGCAUUUGUUCGUGGCGCUUUUGGGGGAUUGUUGGUAUAGCAUUAGCGUUGGCAUGAGCGUGCAUAAUUUUUCAGCAGCAAAAUACACUUAAUAUACCCC
This is a messenger RNA of Pseudovirgaria hyperparasitica, 1813 nucleotides long. RefSeq names its product MFS multidrug transporter. The record is from RefSeq and is a predicted model, not a curated record. Bases 1 to 1644 code for a protein of 547 amino acids. Gene Ontology annotation, molecular function: transmembrane transporter activity. The transcript has 2 exons. Gene Ontology annotation, biological process: transmembrane transport. NCBI's taxonomy places the organism in Eukaryota, Fungi, Ascomycota, Dothideomycetes, Acrospermales, Acrospermaceae.